ACUUAAGUAUGGUAGCACUCUAACAGUAACAUAUGUUUAUAAAAAGUGCUCAAAUUUCAUCUAUACGAAUAAAUAAUAUGCCAAGUUGAUAAACGUAUUUUUUAAAAAAUAAAGAAAAUAAUACAAUAAAAUGACUCCCAAUCUUGGUGGUUGGAUUCAUAGCUUCACAGUUACUGACACGCUAACACAUAAAGCCGGUUAUACUAUAUACAAAAUUACUUCAAUCGUAUUUCCAAGGACUCUACCUCAAGCUCUAACCUGCUUAACAAUUUGGAAACGUUUUCAUGAUAUAAAACGUUUACAUCGAGAGUUAUCACGUCGUCACCGUAGUCUCAAAUUGCCAGGACAACUUCCUGAGCCUACAGAUUGUAGUUUUUUCAAACGGUUCGACGCAAACGUUAUAUGCCGGCGAAAGGAAUACAUAUUGCAACUACUGGAUUUCGCUGCUCAGCACCCGGCGCUCUACAAAUGUCACGCAUUUACACAGUUCUUUAGCGAAGCACAACAAACUGUAGUGGGAGGAGUUGUAAACAGUUGUUUAAAUAACUUAACUGCUACAACCAAGGCAUCACCAUUGCAUCAAUUGUAUACCGAAGAGGGUCUUAAAGGAGGGGCGAUAGCUGAAAUAUGUGAUAAACUUGAUUUACUUUACGACCCUUAUGAUAUAGACGUUAGCACUGCCUCACUUGAUCCCUUUAACACAAAAUCAGAAAAUACAAAAGAACAGAACACUUUCGGCGUAAAACCAUAUUUAUAUGAUAAUGUUAGUAACUCAUUGCCAUUAGAAUUAGAAAACGAGAGAAAACCAAUAUUAAACGAUCAUGCCGGCCUGGAGGAGACGCCUUGCAAAGAUUACAAGCGUUUCCUGACACCUAUGGCUUCAAUUGAAAGUGAAGACAGCGACUAUAUUUAUGAAGCAGCAUUGGAAUUUAGUAAAGCAGUUCAAGCUGAAGCAAAUUUAGAAUUUCAGGAGGCUCAUGCGCGUUAUAAACGUGGCGUUGAAGUAUUAUUGAUUGGAUCUAAAGAUGAUACUAAUGAUGAGCGUAAAUUCAUUGCAAAAGCUAAAAUUUCGAAAUAUCUUGCACGAGCAGACGACAUAUAUGAGAAAAUUUUGACUAAUAAUUCCAAAGUGGGAGGUUGCCAGGGUACAAGAAAUUUUCAGUUAUCGAUCGAUGUAACAGAGUGCACAGUUGAUGGAAAACUUUCUGUAUAUCUCGAACGUCCAUGGAACCACUUGGCCAAAUAUAAAGUCUUGAAAAUUCUAGGAGAGAGUGUAAUGCAGGUUUAUUGCGUCACUGAACCUGAACCACGAUCAACAUAUGUGAUGAAAGGUAUUGAAAAACCAUCCAGCAAUGUUCCUACACAAACCGUUUUUUUGCCACAACAUGUACCUUUUAUGGUAAAUCUAUUGGCAUUCUUCCAGUCAGAACAGAAAAUCUUCUUGCUAUUAAAGCAUGCGGAAGGUGGGCGUCUGUAUGACUAUGUGCGAUCAUAUACACCGACGGUAGCGUCGAGAGGAAGUAAUUAUUUCUCUGUUUUAUUUCCGGAAGAUGUGGAUUCUCAAACAUCAAAUAUCACUAAUGCUUCGCAAGUUGUGGCGGAAAGCUUUUGUAGCGACAAUAACGGUUAUGUAGAAGAUACUAGUUCAGCUAAACCGAAUGAUGAACUCUUAGUGCCUUCAAAAUCUGAGGAAUUUAGAGAAUUAGUGCGCUCGUCCCAUGCACUGCUACAAUCAGUGUCCAAAACAUUGAAUCAGAUAAAGCAAUUGGAAGACAUAGGAAAGGAAUCGGAUAAAGUGGCUAGUACAUGCUUUCACAAUUUAGAAUGCCAAUCAUCUCCGCUCAUGAAUAAAAGUAUUAUUAAACACUCGAAAAUUCCAGAAGCUAGUUUAAAGCAAUGGACUCGGGAGUUAGCGGUUGCUAUACACAGCUUGCAUGGAAAAGGUGUCAUAUUGAGCGAUCUUCACAUGGAUAAUUUGCUGCUAGGUUCAAAAGGUCAAUUAUUACUAACAUAUUUUUAUCAAAAUGAAGGGCUCAGUGAUUCCGAUAAUUAUAUGCACAAGGCUUACAGUCAGUCAGCAUUAGAUGGUCACUACGUUGCCCCUGAACGCCCACUCACAUUCAAAUCGGACUGGUGGAGUUAUGGUAUUAUACUUUACGAAUUACUAAUAGGAAUCUCCUUCAAGUUAGCACAUCCUGGCUGCAUUGAUUUGUACGGCUUUGUACAAUAUCCUGAAAACAUUGAAAUAUCGGAGUGUGCUAAGGAUUUGAUAGAAACGCUCUUGCAACAAACGCCAGAGCACCGUGCAGAUUAUGAACAAAUACAAAAACAUGCAUUCUUUAUCGGUACGGAUUGGGAGACUUUGCAACGCAGUGAUUUGAAUAACAAGAAUAUUAAUAACGACACAUAAACUGAAAUAUAAGCAUAUAAAAAUGAUAAUACAAAUACAGGCAUAUAUACUCGUAUGUAAGGUUAUAUAAUUUUUGUUGCAUUCUGUGUCAAUUACAGAGUAGUUGCUGCCGCAAAGUAACUACCUAAAGAUAUUCUUCUUAUCUAAACCAGUUUUCUUUCAAUGAGUUCUGCUAUUUUUCCAGCAAUUGAGUGAGAGUAGUUUCCGUAGAUAUUAUCAGCUAAAAUUAUUGAAAUACCAUUUCUUUGGAUAAACUGUGACUAUUUGUUAAAGAAAUACAAUUUUAGCAAUGUUUUUUUUUUAUUUAUUUUUGGUGAAAAUGUUCUAAAUAAAUUUUUAUCUAUUCGUUCCUUAUUAAACUAGAAAAGUACUAGAAAGUACAAACAAAUUAAAAUUAAAAGUGUUAACCGAAAGGAAUGUUUUUUGUUAUUAAAAAUUCUUAUAAUAUUUAAAAACCCUAAAUAUUUAUGGCAUACAAAUUACUUAAAAAAUAAUGUAAUUAUUAUUAUUCCAAAAAACGAGUAAAAUUUAACUUAAUUUCUCUAAAUAUACGAGUAUUGUGUGUAGAAAAACUAAAUUGUUUCAACGUUUUAUAAAUUGUACAAUUUAUAUUAUAUACAUUAAAGUAUUGUCAAUUUCACAACAGUUUGCGUUUAAAUAUUUAAAAUAAAGUAUGCUUCAUAUAUGCAUAGUGUAUAUAACUACAACAAUUCUUGUGAGUUGUUUGGAAUUAUUACAUCAGUAAUAUAUUCUAAGCUAUUUUUUAAUACAAAAAUAAGGCACAUACGAAUGCGCUACAACAGGUGAUAUUUCAAAAACCAAGUCAAUUGAAAGUUUGGAUUUUUGUUUCUCACCUUUUCGACUAAUUUCUAAGGUUCCACUACCUAAUAGAUAAUUAUUAGACGAUUAACAACUACCAUAUUAGCUAUAUGAAAAAAUGGCAAGACUAUGGAUUCUGUUGCUUGUAUAUUCACUACAUUUUAAUAACUUAACUUUACUUCCUUCAUACAUAUGUACAUUCUAAAAAACAAUAUAUUUUUAUGUAUAUAUACUUGUAUACAUUUUUAUACAUACAUACUUGUACAUAUUAUUCAUCUUGAACAUAUAAUAUAAAAGUAAAAAGGAACUGAAAUUAUCAAAUUAAAGUGUAUAUAAUAUAUGUAUAUAUAAUUUGAAAUGCUCAUCACCAUAAAUUUCCCAUACACUUGAAGAAAGCUGGCUUUAGAACUUGUUUGUCUCAAUUGCGUUCAAAUUGGUCGCUGAAAACAGCUUCGUGCAUAGCUGGUAUUUCGUUGAUAAUGUCGUCGGCUAGGAAUGUCGUGCAUCGUUGGUCCAGCUGGCGGAAGUGACCAGUGUGUUUGCUGUUGUUGGUGUGGCUGUUUUCGAUGUGAGAGCAUUUCUUUUAGUGCAAAAAAGGCGGCAACACAUAACUAUGAGUCACAUUGGCGCCCUGGCCUGAACCACU
Bactrocera oleae (olive fruit fly) is the source of this 3875-nucleotide messenger RNA. RefSeq names its product ribosomal protein S6 kinase-like 1. Gene Ontology annotation, molecular function: protein kinase activity; phosphatidylinositol binding; ATP binding. The record is from RefSeq and is a predicted model, not a curated record. Lineage: Eukaryota; Metazoa; Arthropoda; Insecta; Diptera; Tephritidae. Gene Ontology annotation, biological process: protein phosphorylation.